GUGUGGGACCUGCAAUUAACUGAAAUUUAUUUGAAAAGAAAAAUAAAUAAAAACAAUGUUAAAAACCGUGCGGAACGUCGCGGCGAUCCCACAACUGACGCGUCAGUAUACAGCAAAGGCCAAACGCAGCGUUUUGUUACAGGACACAAAAAAAAUCAAAGACUAUGAACCCAAGUUGUCGAAGAAAGCGGGACAUCGCGUGUAUGUGUGGGGCUUUCAAGAAACCGGUGCACUGGGACUGCAGACCGAUGUCAAAAAGGCCAAGGAACGGUACACGGAAAUGGUUCAUCAUCCGACCAGACUUCAGUUCUCAGAUAACACAGAUAUAAGCGAUGUGGCCACGGGGUAUGGCUUUACAGCGUACGCAGUGCAACGUUCAGACGGCGAGACGCUGUUCGGCUGUGGUCUGAACACAGAUUCUCAGCUGGGCUUUCAAGUGAAAGGCAAUCCCAAAGAUCCCGCCAAUCUGGAUGUCAUCAUAUAUCCUACAGCCAUACGUUUGCCGCGUGAGAAUGGCGAAACUGACGACGAUAUGCAGGUUCUCAGCAUGUCAGCUGGACGGGCACAUCUCGUUGUAGUCACCCGUAAUGGCACGGUCUUUACUUUAGGCAACAAUUCCUAUGGUCAGUGCGGCCGAUCGAUUAUCGAUGAGGAGCGCUACAGUGGCAGUGCGCUGGUACACAGAAUUUCACAGGCGGACAUUUGCGGCGAGGACGAUGAAAUUGUGAGCGUCGAAUGCGGUCAGGACCAUACCAUGUUCCUAACGAAGCUGGGACGCGUCUAUACCUGUGGCUGGGGCGCUGAUGGCCAGACGGGUCAGGGCAACUAUCACACAGCGGGAAAAAUAACCCGCAUAGCUGGCGAUAUAGAAAAGGAGCGCAUUGUGCAUUUGGCAUGCGCUUCGGAUUGUGUUUUGGCCUUAAAUGAGGGUGGCGAUGUCUUUGGUUGGGGAAAUUCGGAGUAUGGACAGCUGGAUGAUUCGGAAAACGCCCAAACCCAAAUAAAUACGCCACGUGCUUUGACGCUGACAAAAGGCAUUGGGAAAAUCAAGAGUGUGGCAGCCGGUGGAUCCUUUUGCAUGGCUCUAAAUACUGAAGGAUUAGUUUAUACCUGGGGCUAUGGGAUUCUUGGCUUUGGUCCGUUUGUGGAGCAGACAUCAAAGCCACAGCAUCUGCUGCCACCCCUUUUCGGACGCAACGACUUCAGCAAUGCCACGACAGUUGUUUCCAUUGGGUGUGGCGUCUUCCAUAUGGGCGCUGUAAACUCCGAUGGUGAUCUAUUUAUGUGGGGCAAGAAUCGAUUCGGGCAUCUGGGAUUAGGACAUAAAAAGGACCAGUUCUUCCCCUUCAAGACGGCUAUUAAUGGGAAGGCGAUUAAAGUAUCUUACGGUGUGGAUCACACAGUGGCCCUCUGCAGGCCAUACAUAUAGUUUAUAAUCCAUUGAUAAUACGAAUGUUUGUUCUCCAUAAUAAUUAAUAAAUGUUGCACUUGUUUUAAGAUCACAAA
Messenger RNA from Scaptodrosophila lebanonensis, 1506 nucleotides. Its product is annotated as RCC1-like G exchanging factor-like protein. Lineage: Eukaryota; Metazoa; Arthropoda; Insecta; Diptera; Drosophilidae. Bases 56 to 1429 code for a protein of 457 amino acids. The transcript is spliced from 2 exons. The record is from RefSeq and is a predicted model, not a curated record.